This is a messenger RNA of Cyprinodon tularosa, 1479 nucleotides long. Its product is annotated as regulatory factor X-associated protein. The record is from RefSeq and is a predicted model, not a curated record. The transcript has 3 exons. Lineage: Eukaryota; Metazoa; Chordata; Actinopteri; Cyprinodontiformes; Cyprinodontidae. Gene Ontology annotation, cellular component: nucleus. Gene Ontology annotation, biological process: regulation of transcription by RNA polymerase II. Bases 202 to 849 code for a protein of 215 amino acids.
GGAAAACAAUGCAGAGAAGAAGAAUUUUGUUGAUGAAGUGUUGCUUUCGCUUAGCAGCGAUAUUGUAUAGGUUUUUCCAAAUAUAACAUGUUUUAUACGGUUAAAAUGUAUUAUUGACUUCUAAGUACGUCAUUCGUAUUUAAAAACGCGUCAAAGUGCGGUCUGUGUUGUUCAGUAUCGGCGGCUACAAGUUCAAUAGUCAUGAGCGACAAGGACACUUCUGCUUUCGCCGCAAAUAAAGACAAGGACUCAACUCUUCUGCUCACUAAAGACGGACAGAAGUAUUUUGUUAAUAAAAGCGGAGCUGUGGACAGCAGGAAUGUCAAUACGCCGCAAGAGUCUGAAAACAACGUGUCCUCUUUGAGCAUAGACGAUCCGGACGAAGAGAGCGACGUCCUGGAUGUUUCUGACCCUAGAGACGGUGCAGCCAGCCCGGAGGAGCUCAAUGAGGAGGAGACCUCCGAGAGCGACAACGCCCCCAAGCAGUGCACCUACGAAGGUUGCACCGAGAAAACCACACAGGUGGCGAAGCAGAGGAAGCCGUGGAUGUGCAAAAAACACCGCAACAAGAUGUAUAAAGAUAAAUAUAAGAAGAAAAAGAGUGACCAGGCGAUGUCCAGCGGGAAGCUCGAAGAAAACUCUGAGGAGCGUCCAGUGUCUGUGAACAAACAGCGUAUGGGGGCCAUGGGGGACCGUCCAGCCAGACCCUCCCUCAUAGAGCAGGUGCUCAACCAGAAAAGACUGUCUCUGCUCAGGAGUCCAGAGGUGAUCCGGUUCCUUCAGCAGCAGCAGCAGCUCCUGGCUGCACAAACCCGCAGCCAGUCACAGCAACACUUCCAGGGCUGUUGACGUCGAACUGAUUGGUUUGCAUCAAAUGGACUGUUAUAAAAUACAAAUAAACCCUAUUUGGUGCAUAAUCAGAUAAAGCUGAACAUCUGACCUUUAACUUUUACAGAAAAUAUUUGUAUAAGUGUAAGCAAACAUUUCCCUCCAUUUAAUCCUUCAUAUUGCAAAAUUAAUCCACACCUUAAAAUGUAACUGUCUAAAAUUGUUUGGAUUUUGAAACACUGUUUAUGUAUAUUUAUGUUGAGUUUUUUAAAUGAUAAUUUAUGUUAAUUCUUGCUCUUCUUGGUGGUAUUUAUGUGUUGUAUCAUUGUGAAAAAAGGCUAAUAUAAUUAAUUUAAAUCUAUAUUAGUUGUAUGGUAUUAAUAAAGUGUAACAAAUGCAUAAUUUCAUGUAUGUUGAAAUAAUCCAUUUUUCUUUUACAAACAAAAAGCCUCCCUGCUUGUUUUUUUAAAAAACAUCUUUUUCAUCAAUGUUCAGUACAAGCUAAAUUAUUUAUAAAUGCAAAAAAAGUCAAAAGGUUAAAAAUGUGAGAUGUGAAAAUGGAAGUUAUUGUAUGACAUCUUUGUUGCACAGUUUUCCCUGCUGAGUGUAUAAAAAUAAAAAAAACAUUGAUAGUGAGACAAAGUGAAUUUA